AUGGCAACCCACAAAGCCACAGCCCUCGCCAUUGAUGACUACGAAUUUCCAAAGGGCCAUAACGCAGUCGGGGGUCUUAUCAUGACGGCUUUGAUGGUUCUCUCCUCGAGGAGGAAGUUCAUCGAGCCUGGUUCGGUCCUUCAUGACCACAUCAUAGCGAGAAGCACCAAAGCUGCAAAACACUCGAAGUUCGUCCAAGAAGUUAUAUUUUAUACCUUGUUUGGUGCUCAUGGUAUCGAAACCAUAUGGUUCGCGAUGACCAAGCUCAAUAAACACAGCGUCAAGAUCACCAGACCUGCCUGGAUUGAAUGGGUCUUGACGGUAUUUGCUGGAGGAGUCUUCGCUCGCAAGCACUUUGAUGAAUUCAUCGAGCAGAGGGAGAUCAAAGCCAUCCAAGAGAUCUAG
Molecule: messenger RNA, 405 nt
Organism: Exophiala spinifera
Lineage: Eukaryota; Fungi; Ascomycota; Eurotiomycetes; Chaetothyriales; Herpotrichiellaceae
Exons: 1
Coding region: 1-405 (134 amino acids)
Source: RefSeq, a predicted model, not a curated record